Molecule: messenger RNA, 1361 nt
Organism: Papaver somniferum (opium poppy)
Lineage: Eukaryota; Viridiplantae; Streptophyta; Magnoliopsida; Ranunculales; Papaveraceae
Product: novel plant SNARE 13-like
Exons: 10
Coding region: 249-1061 (270 amino acids)
Biological process (GO): vesicle fusion
Cellular component (GO): Golgi apparatus; endoplasmic reticulum membrane; late endosome membrane
Molecular function (GO): SNARE binding; SNAP receptor activity
Source: RefSeq, a predicted model, not a curated record
UUUUAGCAAAAAGUUCCCAACCAACAACUCAUAACAUGAUCAACAUCAUCAACUGCUUCUCUUUUUCUCUUCUUCUUCUUCCUCCAAAAUCAACUCUUUCUUAGUACAUUUUUAGGGUUAGGGUUUACAUUUUUCACCUAAUAUAACGUUCCAGUAAUCAAAUUUGGGGGGGUUUUGAAGUUGAAGCUUGAUUAUGAUUUAAGGUCUGAAAAAUCAUUUGCCGGGUUAAGAAAUAAUUCCGGCUAAAAAUGGCUAACGAUUUACAAAUGUCUCCUCAAUUGGAACAGAUCGAUGGUGAAAUUCAGGAUCAUUUUCGAGCUCUUGCAAAUGGAUUUCAGAAGCUGGGUAAGGUUAAAGAUCCAAAUAGACAAAGUAAGCAGUUGGAGGAUCUUACAGGAAAGAUGAGGGAGUGUAAGAGGCUGAUCAAAGACUUCGAUCGGGAAGUGAAAGAUGAGGAGAGUCGAAAUCCUCCUGAGGUCAAUAAACAACUGAAUGACAGAAAGCAAUCCCUGAUUAAAGAAUUGAACUCGUAUGUGGGUUUGAGAAAAACGUUCAUGAGUACCCUUGGCAAUAAAAGAGUCGAGCUCUUUGAUAUGGGAGCUGGAGGUAGCGACCCUGUAGCUGAGGACAAUGUACUAAUGGCAUCGGAAAUGUCCAAUCAAGAGCUCAUUGACGCUGGAAAGAAGCGAAUGGAUGAAACUGAUCAGGCUAUCGAGCGCUCAAAACAGGUUGUGGAGCAAACAAUUGAAGUUGGAGCUCAAACUGCAGGAACAUUGAAGGGCCAAACUGAACAAAUGGGUCGCAUUGUGAACGAGCUGGACACCAUUCACUUCUCAAUCAAGAAGGCUUCUCAGCUGGUCAAGGAGAUCGGUAGACAGGUUGCUACGGAUAAAUGCAUUAUGAUGUUCUUAUUCCUCGUUGUGUGUGGUGUAAUCGCAAUUAUUAUUGUCAAGGUUGUUAACCCAAACAACAAAAACAUCAGAGACAUUCCAGGAUUAGCACCCCCGGCCCCAGCAUCCAGAAGAUUACUUUCUCGGUCGACAAUGGGACCUCUUUAUUAGUAUUUAUCUCUCCUACUCUUGAACUGCUAAUGAAAAGGAUACAAAUACAACUAUUAAGGUCGCGGAAGAACAUGGUGUGGAAGUUGGUUUGAUGCUAUGCUGGGAUAUCGACGUUUGGGUUUGGGGUGGCAGCUUUUGUGCAAUUGUGUAAUUAUUGUUUUGCUGUGAUGUGCAUAUACAACCCAAUUGGUGAUUCGUUCUUUUUUUCUUCUGCUUGUUGUAAAUCAUUAAUCAUGUUCCCCAUUUUAUUGUUUCCCAUUUUAUUUUAUUUUAUUUGGAAAUUACUGGUCAAGGGUGUUC